Molecule: messenger RNA, 408 nt
Organism: Hyaloscypha bicolor E
Lineage: Eukaryota; Fungi; Ascomycota; Leotiomycetes; Helotiales; Hyaloscyphaceae
Exons: 1
Source: RefSeq, a predicted model, not a curated record
GCCUUACCCCCGAAGAUCGAAGUCGAUGCAAAACGUUAUACGUAUGAUCCGUGUCCUCUCGUUGGAGGUAUACCAAUCCCAGAUCACAUCUUCCUGCAUUACAUGAACUGUCCAAAUCCCUCAAGCAAGGAUGCGUGGUUGGGAAGACUUCCCAAGAAACUCGAUACGAGUAUUACGCACAAUGCGCCAGCGGUUACUUAUGGCUGGGGAGUACAUAUUGAUGAGGGCCCUAAUUAUGGUGCAAUUGCUUGGAUGAAUUUCUUUGUGCUGUUGUUGAGUGGGGCUGCGGCGGCAUUGUGGAAUUUUUACCGGAAGGAUUUCCAAGGAGCGUUCGGUUUUUCUUGUUGGAUUAUCGCAGUUUUGAAUAGCCUCAUGAUUGGUUACUUCUUUCGAUGGAAGAAUGAAUGA